This is a messenger RNA of Calliphora vicina (urban bluebottle blowfly), 864 nucleotides long. Its product is annotated as antigen 5 like allergen Cul n 1-like. NCBI's taxonomy places the organism in Eukaryota, Metazoa, Arthropoda, Insecta, Diptera, Calliphoridae. The record is from RefSeq and is a predicted model, not a curated record. The coding region runs from base 38 to 802 and encodes 254 amino acids. The transcript has 3 exons.
ACUGCAAGUUAGAACACUUCUCUUAAAUUUUCUUAAAAUGAAUCGUUUCGUAGCCUUUUUCUGCCUAGUGGCCGCAGUAUCUGCCACCGAUUACUGCUCCAACUCGAUUUGCAAUAAUGGUGCCAAACAUAUUGCUUGUGGACACAGUGGACAAUUUGCUGCCUCUUGCCCAUCCGAUGCUAAAAUGGUUACUAUUACCGAUUCAUUGAAACAAGUUUUAGUUGAUGCCCAUAACGAGAAACGUAACUUAAUUGCUGGUGGUGGAGAUGCCAACCACAGUCCUGCCUGCCGUAUGGCCACCAUGGAAUGGGACGAUGAAUUGGCUGCCAUUGCUGAGCUCAAUGUUAAACAAUGUCAAAUGAAUCAUGAUAGAUGCCGCAACACUGAUGCCUUCAAAUAUGCCGGUCAAAAUCUUGCCUGGAUGGGUUUCUUCGGUGAUGUUGUUGAUGCUGAUAAAAUGAAAGAAUCUGUUGAAAUGUGGUUUUCUGAAGUUAAGGACAGUCAACAAUCCUAUAUUGAUUCUUAUCCUAAUGGCUACUCUGGACCAGCUAUUGGUCACUUCACUGUUAUGAUGGCUGAUCGUAACAUUCGUGUAGGUUGUGCUGCUUCCACUUACUCUCCUGUUGGUCAACCUUAUAAGGCUUACUUGGUUGCCUGUAACUACGCCACCACCAACAUGAUCAACUUCCCCAUCUAUGCUAGCUGCAACCAGGCUGGUACCUCUUGCACCACUGGCACCAAUCCCAAAUAUCCCAACUUGUGCUCCGCCUCUGAGGAAUAUGCUGUCAACAAAUGGUUCUAAAUGAAGUUUUACAAAAUUGUAUACUAAUGAAAUUAAUAAAAAUAACUGCUAUUUAAAUACAA